Molecule: messenger RNA, 2899 nt
Organism: Cervus elaphus (red deer)
Lineage: Eukaryota; Metazoa; Chordata; Mammalia; Artiodactyla; Cervidae
Gene: PTGER3
Product: prostaglandin E receptor 3
Exons: 2
Coding region: 523-1428 (301 amino acids)
Biological process (GO): inflammatory response; intestine smooth muscle contraction; positive regulation of cytosolic calcium ion concentration
Cellular component (GO): plasma membrane
Molecular function (GO): prostaglandin E receptor activity
Source: RefSeq, a predicted model, not a curated record
ACCUUUUAGCCCCAGCCUCUCACCGCCUCUUCUCUGGCAGAGAACCGGAGGCGGCGCGGGGCAGCCUGGCUGGGCGGCCGGUCGCGGCAGGAGCUGGAGCAUUUCGAGAGGAGUCCUCUGGCAGUGGAAGGAUGUUCGGAGCCCAGGCGGCCAAAGCAGUGAUCAAGCCGCAGCGAGAGAGAGAGAGGGAGGGAGGCUCUCGGCUGCUUCUGCAUCCUCCUCCCACUGCACUUUGGCCCACGCCCACGGGCGCCCCGCCCGCCUCGGGCUUAUAGCAGGCGCCGGGCACCUCCGGACGCCUGGGAGCCGACGGCGCGGCUGCCUGCUUGGCCUGGGAGCCCCGGCGCCGCCGCCUUAGUGGCGAAGUGAGGCGGCGCCUGCGCCCCACAUCAUGGAGGGCAGCCUAGCCGCGACCCCAGCCCCAGCCCCGGUCGCCACCGACAGCCGCCGCCUCCCGCGCCGGGUCGGCCGGCUCCCGUCGCUGUUCUCAAGGUGCCGUCCCUGCCUCACCUCCAAGGCAAUAUGAAGGCGACCCGGGACCACGCGAGCGCCCCUUUCUGUACGCGCUUCAACCACUCCGACCCGGGCAUCUGGGCGGCCGAGCGCGCCGUUGAGGCGCGGAGCAACCUCACGCUGCCCCCGGAGGCCAGCGAGGACUGCGGCUCGGUGUCCGUAGCCUUUUCGAUGACCAUGAUGAUCACCGGGUUCGUGGGCAACGCGCUGGCCAUAACGCUCGUGUCGAAGAGCUACAGGCGCCGGGAGAGCAAGCGCAAGAAGUCGUUCCUGCUGUGCAUCGGCUGGCUGGCGCUCACCGACAUGGUCGGGCAGCUGCUCACCAGCCCGGUGGUCAUCGUCCUCUACCUGUCCCACCAGCACUGGGAGCAGCUCGACCCAUCGGGGAGGUUGUGCACCUUCUUCGGCCUGACCAUGACCGUCUUUGGGCUCUCCUCGCUCUUCAUUGCCAGCGCCAUGGCCGUCGAGCGGGCGCUGGCCACCCGGGCGCCGCACUGGUACUCAAGCCACAUGAAGGCCAGCGUCACCCGCGCCGUGCUGCUGGGCGUGUGGCUGGCCGUGCUCGCCUUCGCCCUGUUGCCGGUGCUGGGCGUAGGUCAGUAUACCAUCCAGUGGCCUGGGACUUGGUGCUUCAUUAGCACCCGGCCUGAGGGCAACGGGACUAACUCCCGGCAAAACUGGGGCAACGUUUUCUUCGCUUCUGCCUUUGCCAUCCUGGGGCUCUCGGCGCUGGUGGUCACCUUCGCCUGCAACCUGGCCACCAUUAAGGCCCUGGUGUCCCGCUGCAGGGCCAAGGCCACUGCGUCUCAGUCCAGCGCCCAGUGGGGCCGAAUCACGACAGAGACGGCCAUCCAGCUCAUGGGGAUCAUGUGCGUGCUGUCGGUCUGCUGGUCGCCGUUGCUGGAACUAUCAUGAUGACCAGCCACACACGGUAUGUCCAGUACAAGCCUAUUGAGUGAAUAUCUGAGCACAGAAAUCAGAAGACAGGUUCUUGUCCCAGUGACAUAAGACAAUCCAUUGUGUGACCUUAAACAGCUUGCUUGGUAUCUUUGUGAACACUUUUCUUUUUCUCCUGUAAAAUAGGAAUAAAAACACCAACUCAACUUAUUUCACAGGAUUGUAAUAAAAAGCGAAAUAAAUGUAUGUGAAAAUAAUUGAGACUAUUUCUUCCAUAUUAAGAAUACUACUGUGAUGUUUUAUAAAUGACAGUGUUGACUUCUUGUCUUCAGAUAGACCUUUCUCCCAGGAAACUGGAGAAAAGAGAGACGUAAUGUUUCACAACUUGAUUAGUUAUAAUUAACUGGUAGGGAAAUGUGGUGGAGAAUGUAACUUUUCAGAAAAACUAAUUAAGAAAAAGGUCAAAUAAAUAUUGUAAGAUAAAUAUUUGUAAAUAUUUGCUAGGUAUUGUAAUUCAUCCCUCCUCCCUGCCCCCGUCACCAUCACCAUUCUCUCAGUUCUUGGAUGCUUUCCCCCUCACAACUGCCAGUUAACUCUCUAAACCUAAAACAUGCUGGAUCCCACCUCCCCUUCCCUUGAACUUGGAGGAGUACCGACCACCUCAUGCUCUGAAGACCUCUGUAUAGAAUAUGUCGCUUGUCUUUCCAGUCAGGGACUCCAUGUGCUCAGACCUGUCCUCAUGUAAUGAGUCAAAUUAAUUGUGCAUUUAGUUGCUGUCCUAGGUCAAAUCAUUCUGCAGACCUCUUAAGGCUAGGGACUGUGCCUUGGUUGUCCUCAUCUUUUCACAGGUGAUCCAGAGUGUUGGGGCUGCACAGAUUCUCCACCACUGACUCACAGUCCAGAACUGUGUUUACAUGAGCCUUAAAUCAGACCAAAACAUGAGAAACACACAGUUGUAAACUGCCUCACAGUUAGUCUAGGUCCUGACAAGGCAUUAAUAUUAUUUGUAGUCUGCAAAUAACACAAAGUGUAAUUUUCCCAUCCAGUAGCCCUCCUAGAAUUCUCUUGGGCAUCAUUUAUAAGGAGAACAUUUCAGUGUCUGGUCUGGUCACCUAUUCAAAAUCAGUAUUUUGUUUUACUGGUGCUGAUUUUUAUGAUAGGUGUUUGAGGACUAUAAAUCUAAAAAUGAAAGAUGGUGGCAGAGAUAGAAGAGGAGGCUUGAUUUUUCUCACUUUAAUUCUGUUGGGAAGAAAUUAGGUACUAAUUUAGGUAAGAGUCAUAUCAUAUAGUGAAGUGAAAGUCACUGUCGUGUCCAGCUCCUUGCGACCCCAUGGACGAUACAGUCCAUAGAAUUCUCCCGGCCAGAAUACUGGAGUGGGUAGCCUUUCACUUCUCCAGGGGAUCUUCUCAACCCAGGGAUCAAAGCCAGGUCUCAUGCAUUUGCAGGCAGAUUCUUUACCAGCUGAGCCACAAGGGAACCCCAAGAGUC